AAACAGUUCAAAGACCAAGAAGUUAAUAAGUGGCUUGUUAAUCUCCAAGAUGCUCUUUAUAUGGCUGAUGAUUUGGUGGACGAACUCAACACAAAAUCUGCCAUUGCUACUCAAAGGGAUCCAGAGUUAAAGAAUUUGGCAACCCACACGUGAUUGAUAGCAAAACUCGUCAUUUGUCAUAUACUACAAAACCUUGGGAUCGAAUCUCAAGGCUUCGAGAGGCCUGCAAUGGAGCAAGACACAUGAGAACAUUUCUGCAUUUUCAUUUGCUUCACAGUCAUCAAUCAAUUGAUAUAGAAAGCGAUUCUUGGCUCUUGCUACUACAGUUGAAGUGUUUAAGAGUUUUGUCAUUUAAAUGCUUCCCCAUCAAAUCAUUGCCCGAUUCAAUUGGUGAAUUGAUUCAUUUACGAUACUUGGAUCUCUCUUUCACACCUAUUGUGCUAUUACCCGAGUCAUUGUGUAACUUGUACAAUCUACAAACGUUGAAAUUGAAGAAUUGUCAUCAGUUGGAGAUGCUUCCUUGCCGCAUGCAUGAUCUUGUGAACUUGCGCCAUCUUGACAUCGAAGGAGCUUCUCGUUUGAAAGAGAUGCCGAAAGGAAUGGGCAAAUUAAAGCAUUUGAAUUUAUUAGAACGCUAUAUUGUUGGUCAGCAUGAAGAGAAUGGAAUUAAAGAAUUGGCAACACUCAACAAUCUUCAAGGGUCACUUUGCAUUGUCAAUUUAGAGAAUGUUUCCAAUAGCGGUGAAGCUUUUGAGGCAACGAUGGGCAGAAAGGAGCACAUAACAAAUUUAGAGUUGAAAUGGCUUCCAAAUGGUGAUAUUGUUGAUUUUCAAUCUGAAAGAGGUAUACUUGAAAAAUUACAACCUCACGGAGACUUGAAACUGCUAUCAAUUAUGGGUUACAGGGGUGAAAUAUUCCCAGAGUGGUUAGGCCAUUCCUCCUACAGCAAUAUGAUGAAACUGAGCCUCGGUCAUUGUAAAAAUUGUUAUGAGCUUCCUUCACUUGGACAGUUACCGAAUUUGCAGCAUCUGGAGUUUUUUGAACUUGAUAGGUUGGAGCGAAUUGGUUGUGAGUUUUACAAGAAUGAUGAAUCAUUACUGGAGACACCCUUCAAAUCUCUUGAAAGUCUGACAUUUAAGAGUAUGCCUUGUUGGACGGAGUGGCAUUUUCCUGAUGAGUUCAAUGGUUUUCCUCAGCUUAAAAGUCUUUCAAUAAUAGACUGUCCAGUGUUAACAGGAGAUUUGCCCAAUCACCUUCCGUCUCUGGAACAACUUACCAUUUGGGAAUGUGAAGAGCUUGCAUGUUCACUGCCGAGAGGUCCCAAGCUUCACCAAUUACAUGUAAUGGGUGUGACUGGUAUGAUAACAAAUGUAGCAUCGGAAUGGAUUGUAAUUGAAGGAACCCAGCUGGCAGAGUCCAUAUUGGAGUGCCUGUCCCACAUCCAAGCACCUUGUCUCCAAUCUUUAGCCAUCGGAGAGUGUUCGACAGACAUAUCAAUUUCAGGGGAUUAUUUGCCUGCUUCAUUACAACAGCUGGAAAUCUGGGAUUGUAAAAAAUUAACAUUCUCAGGGCUACUACAACACAAGUUACUAAUGGAGAUAUAUGUGUACAAGUGUGAUUCCCUGAUGUUGUUCCCAUUAGGGGCCCUUCCAAAUCUCAGGAGACUCACGAUCGAUUCAUGUAGAAACAUGGAACGUGUUAUGGUGGCACAACAUAGUGAUGAUGCUCUCCCAAGUCUCCUUUAUUUAGAGAUCAAAUACUGCCCCCGUUUAGUAUCCUUGUCCACACUAGGCUUGGCUGCGCCCCACCUGGAGGAACUGCAUAUAGAAUCCUGCCCAAAAAUCAAAUCUUUUCCCGAGGGGUCCCUCCCACAAAGUUUGACAAGUCUUUGGAUCAAUGGCUGCCCGAAAUUCGCAUAGCAUCGAAGGCUUUG
This is a messenger RNA of Arachis ipaensis, 1933 nucleotides long. NCBI's taxonomy places the organism in Eukaryota, Viridiplantae, Streptophyta, Magnoliopsida, Fabales, Fabaceae. The record is from RefSeq and is a predicted model, not a curated record.